Messenger RNA from Sphenostylis stenocarpa, 258 nucleotides. NCBI's taxonomy places the organism in Eukaryota, Viridiplantae, Streptophyta, Magnoliopsida, Fabales, Fabaceae. The record is from the annotation of a GenBank genome assembly.
AUGAAAGACUAUUCCACACACAACUCCUCUUCCCUUCUCUUCUCUACCAUCCGAAUUUUCAACGACCUCGCUUUCUUCCUUUCCUUGCUACACUCAUUCUUCCUUCUACCCUUUUUCUUUUCUCUCCGAUUUCCUCUAUCUCUUCAUUUCACAAUACUCUUUGUUUCCAUAGCUGCAUUCUCAGUUCCUUCACUCUCUUUUUCCUUUGCUUCCGUUCCCCUCUCUGUCACUUUCAAUGAAGCUUCACUCUGUGGGUGA